Messenger RNA from Osmerus eperlanus (European smelt), 2296 nucleotides. It is a transcript of the gene b4galnt1a, whose product is annotated as beta-1,4-N-acetyl-galactosaminyl transferase 1a. Gene Ontology annotation, molecular function: acetylgalactosaminyltransferase activity. The transcript has 12 exons. The record is from RefSeq and is a predicted model, not a curated record. Gene Ontology annotation, cellular component: Golgi membrane. Gene Ontology annotation, biological process: ganglioside biosynthetic process. Bases 521 to 2086 code for a protein of 521 amino acids. Lineage: Eukaryota; Metazoa; Chordata; Actinopteri; Osmeriformes; Osmeridae.
AUUGUUGGGAGGUAGGAUGUGGUGGAGGGUUGGAUAGUAUUUUAGUCCAAAGUUCAGAAGGUGGACAAAUGAGGGAAUUGGCAAGAGUGGACAUGUCCAGUUUUCAUGGAGUCUAGAGUAGCCUAUAAUUUAGGGGGAGGAAAACACUUUAAAGAAAUAAUUUCGUUUAACCGUCAACUGCUUAAAAAGAGAUACAAUAUCUCGCCUUGCCAAAGGAGCUUGGAUAAAACGCGACCAACCUGAAAUUCAAGAUAAGAUGAUUCGUCUUUUUUUGAAGGGUGCAUAGGCUACUGCUAGGCUUAAGCCUGGAGCAAAACAUUUGUUACAGAGUCCAUCCUUUCUUGCAUCGAAAUCUUUGACAGCGCCCACAUCUGGACAUUACAAAAACAGGUUGGAGAUUCUCACGGCAUAAACUUUACAACACCGGCUAAUUACGGACAGGUAGAAAAUUCGAGAGACACAUUCCAAACCAGACGCUGGUCAGCUUCCCUGUACCCUGUAUUCUGCACUAAUUUCCGUGAUGAGUAGGCCUACUGCCCGCAAGGCCCUGCUGUCUAUUCUGGCUCUUGCCGUAUUGAUUUAUGCCCUCCAUUCAUGGAACUUGUCGACUGACGUCCUAGUUAAUGAACGCCCAGAACUGGUCAUCAAGACUUUUCUAUUUAAGAAGCUUCAUAAACCGGUGGAAGAACAUGAUAAUAUCCCCUUCCAUGUCAAGGGAACUGUGGCAAGUCGUCUGAAGCAGGAUACGUGCGUAUGCAAGAGGGAUGAAAGCAUCCAAGUGCCAUUCGCUGACUGGCUGUUUCCCCGUAUGUGGUCACACAACUUCCUGUCCUCCGUCCAGGACUCAGAGGUGAAGAAUCGCAGGACACAGGAGUAUGAACGUUUCCAGAAGAGGUCCUCCAGCGCUCUAGACCUUCUUAUCAUAGCAGAGGCUAACAGUCCUCUCCAGUACCCUACUCAGGGGCUGGAGGUACGACCCCUCAAGACUAUCAUCAUCCCUGGGCUGGGUCUGAAGGAACUGCCUAAAGACAUAUACAUGGUGAAUUUGACUGCCACCAUGGGUACGUUUGAUGUGGCUGCCACAGUGGAUGCAGUUUUCAUCACAGGGGCGGGGCAAAUGCACAUAAGCAUGUCCAGUAGACAUCUUCCGAAUUUGAACCGACAGCUUCAGUUUGUCACCUACACAAACACUGUGUUCCACCCCAGGACAGCAGACAUACUUCAGAUGGAAACCCAUGGACACCACUCAGUCUUUACAAUCACUGUUGGACAUGUCAUCACCCCAAAACUCGUGAAACCAGCCUUCAAAGAAGAAGUAUCUGGUAUCAGUUCCCUUGUCACCAUCGCUACCAAGACCUUCCUGCGCUAUGAUAAAUUACAGGACUUGAUUGACAGCAUACGGCAGUACUACCCUGACAUUGUCAUAGUGGUCGCCGACGACAACGAGGAGCCCCAGCCAGUCAAGGGCCCCCACAUAGAGCAUUACACCAUGCCAUAUUUAAAGGGCUGGUUUGCUGGUAGAAACCUAGCCAUCUCCCAGGUGACCACCAAGUACGUGCUAUGGGUGGAUGAUGACUUCAUCUUCUCUGCUAACACAAAGCUGGAGAAGAUGGUGGACAUCUUGGAGAGAACCACCUUGGACCUGGUGGGCGGUGCGGUGAUGGAGGCGACCGGGUACACUGCCACCUUCCGCCACACCAUCUCUGUGGAAGAAGGUGGCCAAGAUGGGGACUGCUUACACAUAAGGCGGGGCUACCACCACACCAUUGAGGGCUAUCCCAACUGCGUGGUCGCAGACGGCGUCAUCAAUUUCUUCAUGGCGAGGACGGACAAGGCGAGGCAGGUGGGCUUCGACCCCCGUCUGGCACGAGCGGCUCAUCUGGAGUUUUUUGUUGACGGGCUGGGCUCUCUUCACAUUGGCUCCUGCAGCGACGUUGUGGUGAGCCACGCUUCAAAGAUCAAGUUGCCGUGGGGCAAAUCGGAGAGUGAAAAGGCCUAUGCCAAGUUCCGCUAUUCCCCCUCUAAUAACACCGGGAGUGACUUCUACUACUUCAAGAGCCGGUUCCAGUGCAUGACUAGUGAAUAAGAUGACCGCAGCCUGUUGUGUUAUUAGGUGUAGACCCUAUAACUUAAGAAGGACGAGACAACACCGGAUUGGUAUAGAUGACUGGAGCUUUACUCUAACGUGUUCAGUACAUCCUCAACUCCCGAACUCUCUAGCCUCUAGGGGGCAGCAUUCAUUCACUAACAUAACAUCCCCCUUUCUUAGUUCUGUAAUAAACAUUUCACUUAAGUA